Diversispora eburnea is the source of this 447-nucleotide messenger RNA. The record is from the annotation of a GenBank genome assembly. Lineage: Eukaryota; Fungi; Glomeromycota; Glomeromycetes; Diversisporales; Diversisporaceae.
AUGUCAACCGAAGCGCGUCGUAGACUUAUGCGAGAUUUCAAACGACUUCAAAAUGAUCCACCAGGUGGCAUCUCUGGUGCACCAUGUUCGGAUAAUAUUCUAUUAUGGAAUGCAGUCAUCUUUGGACCCGCUGACACGCCAUUUGAAGAUGGGACAUUUAAGUUGGCACUCCAAUUUGAUGAAAAUUAUCCUAACAAACCACCAUCAGUUAAAUUUAUAUCCAAGAUGUUUCAUCCCAAUGUAUAUGCCAAUGGAGAAUUAUGUCUCGAUAUUCUUCAAAAUAGAUGGUCACCUACUUAUGAUGUAGCCGCAAUUUUAACGAGUAUUCAAAGUUUAUUACAUGAUCCAAAUCCAAAUUCACCAGCAAAUGCAGAAGCUGCAAAUUUAUAUAGAGAAAAUCGUAAAGAAUAUAUUAGAAGAGUGCGAGAAAUUGUCGAGAUUCCUUAG